AUCACACACUCUCCCAUCAUUCCAUAAACCUCACCAAAUUGACCAGCUGGUAGUCUAAAACAUCACUCUUUGAAACUCUGGAAAGGUUGGGUGUAAGUCGACAUGCCUCACAAUGUUCAAGCAGAGAGGCAUCGAUUACCCAUCCAAAUCCAAAAUCGUAUCAUUCACUUUUGUCUAGCUCUCACCCCUUCCAUCCCGCCACCUUUGACGGCUGAUGAGCCUGUGACGCCCGAGUGGGACCGAUUGGCUGGGAUGUGUGGGAGAAGAGCUAGGACGAGGAGGAUAAGGGAAAGGUCAGAAGUCCAAAGAUUGGGUUUGAAGUUGAUGAGGGUUUGUAAAGCUUGGAAGCCCCUCGCAGCCAAAUAUCUAUACACUGAACCCCUUCUAACACCUUACAACCUACUCUCUUUCGCUUCUUCCCUCGGUGCGGGUGAAGCUAAAUGGUCCGAUCUCAACCUCCAUCCCCAUUCCACUCCCGGUCGAUAUGUCCGAACUCUUGAUUUAUCGCAUAUUCUCGAUGGGUCUGAUGCUCCUCAUCCUCUCUACGUCACUCGAGCAUGUCGAUCUAUCCUCUCUCUCAUACCUAACUUGACUCAUCUCAUCCUCCCUCCACUCCAUACACAUAUACUCGAAUAUCUCAUCAACGUAGACAAUUGUAAUUUCCCAAAAUUACGUGCUAUCGAAGGAAUCGAUACACAUUUAGUACAAUGUAAAUCUACUUUACGACGAUUAUCUCCUCCUCUGGAACUUCUCAACCUUUACGGAUUAGUCUACGACCCUCAUAUUUCUUCUUUGAAGAAUUCUUCAAUUGAGGAGACGAUCCUGUCCUUUCCCAAAUUGCACACCUUGGUUUGGCACGGUAGUUCUUCAAGAGAUGGUAUAUCUUCAAUGAUAUGUCAUUCGGAAAUGCCAAACUUGUCAAGACUCUCCAUCGCCCCAUGUCAGGAUACUAGAGACGAAUUGGAAUUCAUCAAUAAUUUUCUCGUUUCAAAAGGGACGAGAUUGAUUUCUUUGACAAUUCUUGAACCUCGUGAAUGGCCUCCUAGACGAACACAAUUCCCUUAUGGGAUCCUUGAGUUCUUACCGAAUUUACGACAUCUAAGCGUUCUUUGUACGGGUGAUUUGAAUAGGUUAUUGGAAAAUGCCAAAGAACAUAAAUUGGAGAUUUUAACAAUACCAAAACCAAAUGCUUAUAUACCUUCUCCUUCUCCUUCUCCUUCACCAGCACCUGCUCCUACUCUAGGUCCUCUCAAUCCUUACGGAGGCGGUAUGGUCGGACAAGGUUUAUUAGCACAAAAUGUCGUGUCAGAAGAAGAUUGGUCGGGUCAUACUGGUUUCAGUCAUCAAAUUGAUAAACUUCGGAAUAUUUUGACUCGAGCAGAGAUAAAACCUAUUGCCGUGGUACUGGAUGGGUAUAGAUGGUUACCUCACGAUAUGGGCUUGGCAGCUUUAGAAGCUGGUGUUAGUGGUAGGAUGAGAAGAUUAGCAUGUAGGUUGAAAUCUUACAACGUGGAAUUGAGGGAUAUGAAUGGGAAGCAAGCUCCUUGUUUGGGUGAACAUCAAAGAGGGAGGAGUGGAGCGAGAGGUUUAUCACCUGUUAGUCCUGUACGGUCACCGGAUAGGAAGGGGGUUGGGGAUGGGGAUGGGGAUGAGGAUGGGGGGUGAGUUGGAUGGUUGAAGUCUCUCGAGUAAUUUGGUCAUUGUGUCUUCCUCCCAUUCCUCCCAUCUCAUCAUUUUCCCUUUUCAAAUCACAAGUCAUAAGGUUAUCUAAUGUCUCCAUCUUGCGUCUCACUUCUCUUCAUUCACGUUGCACCUCUCAGAUCGCACAUGUCAACAUUCCAUCCAAUUCUUGUGUUGUAACGACUAUUGUAACAUUAGCUCAGUAGGGAUGACCAACGACCACUUCUUGUUCCAUGCUCUUUUUCUCAUCACCUUGCAACCUUGUCAACCCUUGU
This is a messenger RNA of Tremella mesenterica DSM 1558, 1955 nucleotides long. RefSeq lists its product as uncharacterized. The record is from RefSeq and is a predicted model, not a curated record. The coding region runs from base 103 to 1665 and encodes 520 amino acids. The transcript is spliced from 2 exons. NCBI's taxonomy places the organism in Eukaryota, Fungi, Basidiomycota, Tremellomycetes, Tremellales, Tremellaceae.